This is a messenger RNA of Nicotiana tabacum (common tobacco), 2407 nucleotides long. Its product is annotated as protein AUXIN SIGNALING F-BOX 2. The record is from RefSeq and is a predicted model, not a curated record. Gene Ontology annotation, biological process: SCF-dependent proteasomal ubiquitin-dependent protein catabolic process. Gene Ontology annotation, cellular component: SCF ubiquitin ligase complex. NCBI's taxonomy places the organism in Eukaryota, Viridiplantae, Streptophyta, Magnoliopsida, Solanales, Solanaceae. Gene Ontology annotation, molecular function: protein binding.
UUGGUUAGUCAAUAGAGAUGAGGAGAGACACUUCUCUCUCUUUCUUCCUUUUUUUCCUGAAGACUGAUGAGUGGUGAUGAUGUGAAGCACUUUGCUUAGAUAUCUUAUCAUCAUAUUGAGAUGGGGGGGAGAGAGAGAGAGAGAGAGAAGAACAGUUUCUUCUCUGAUGAGUGAGUGAUAAUAAUAAUAAUAAUAAGAGAUUUACUGCCCACGGAGGGAGCUCUGUCUCUCUGUCGGAAUAGCUUCUUCACUUCAGAUCUGCUCAUUUUCAUAAAGUUGUUCUCUAAUCAUCGCUUCUUAAUAUUAUUAUUAUUUUAUAUAUGAUGGUGAUGAUGACUAUAUUCCUUAUCUGAUUAAUUAAUAUCGUAUUUCUUGAAUUUCAUUUUUUUUUUCUCUUUCAGAUCUAUCCAAAUGUUCUACUUGUAGUACCAUAAAGGUCAAGUCUUUAGAUCUACUCUCUCUGUGUUGUUAGAUCUAGUUUUUGUUCAAAAAUGUGAAGUUGUUCUACUUAAUAAGUAUGUUGGAAGGGUAGUGUUACCAUCAAAUAAUGUGUUUGUGUCAAUGUAUGAUGAAUUACUUCCCUGAGGAAGUGUUGGAGCAUGUCUUCAAUUUCUUGACUUCCCACAGGGACCGAAAUGCGGUCUCUUUGGUCUGUAAUUCCUGGUAUAGAGUUGAGAGGUUCAGUAGAGAGAAGGUUUUUGUAGGGAAUUGUUACGCGGUAAGCCCCGAGAGAGUGAUUGCUAGGUUUCCGAGGCUUAGGUCGCUUACCUUGAAAGGGAAGCCCCAUUUUGCGGAUUUCAAUUUGGUCCCUCAUGAUUGGGGAGGUUAUGUUGACCCUUGGAUUGAGGCGAUGGCCGCGAGUGGUGUGAACUUGGAGGAGCUUCGUUUGAAGAGGAUGGUGGUUUCGGAUGAGAGCCUUGAGCUACUCUCGCGAUCCUUUCCUAAUUUUAAGUCUUUGAUAUUGGUUAGCUGUGAAGGUUUCUCCACUGAUGGUCUUGCUGCUAUUGCUUCCAAUUGCAGGUUUUUAAGGGAGUUGGAUUUGCAGGAAAAUGAAGUCGAAGAUCGUAGAGGGCAGUGGCUUAGUUGUUUUUCAGAGAGCUGCACUACUCUUGUCUCUUUGAAUUUUGCCUGCCUCAAAGGAGAAGUUAACUUGGCAGCUCUUGAGAGGCUAGUGGCUAGAUGUCCAAACCUAAGAAGUCUGAGAUUAAAUCAUACUGUGCCUCUUGAUGCUCUUCAAAGGAUUUUAGUUAAAGCUCCUCACUUAGUGGACUUGGGGACAGGGACUUUUGUCAGUGAUCCAGUUUCUGAGACUUACAACAAACUAAAGAAUGCUCUGCAGAGGUGUACUUCUAUUAGGAGCUUGUCGGGGUUCUUGGAGGUUGCUCCUCGCUGCCUGCCUGCUAUUUAUCCAAUUUGCCUGAAUUUGUCGUCUCUGAACUUGAGCUACGCACCUGGAAUCUACAGUGCUGAACUUAUAAAGCUGAUUCGUUUCUGUGGAAAAUUAGAGCGCCUAUGGAUUUUGGAUACUAUUGGAGAUAAAGGGCUAGGUGUUGUGGCUUCUACUUGUAAAGAAUUGCAGGAAUUAAGGGUCUUCCCAUCUGACCUUCAUGGAUUUGGCCAUGCUGCUGUAACUGAAGAGGGCUUGGUUGCAAUAUCAGCCGGUUGUCCAAAACUCAACUCAUUAUUGUAUUUCUGCCAGCAGAUGACUAAUGCUGCACUUAUAACCGUUGCCAAAAAUUGCCCAAACUUUAUUCGUUUUAGAUUGUGCACUCUUAACCCAACUGUGCCAGACGCAGUUACCAUGCAGCCACUAGACGAAGGUUUUGGGGCAAUUGUACAGUCGUGCAAAGGCCUCAAGCGGCUGUCAGUCUCUGGUCUUCUAACUGAUCAGGUUUUCCUUUACAUAGGAAUGUAUGCUGAGCAGCUUGAGAUGCUCUCCAUAGCCUUUGCUGGAGAUAGUGACAAGGGGAUGCUAUAUGUGUUGAACGGGUGCAAGAAAAUGAAAAAGCUUGAGAUCAGGGAUAGCCCUUUUGGUAAUGUGGCACUUCUGGCGGACGUGGGGAAGUAUGAGACAAUGCGAUCCCUUUGGAUGUCGUCCUGCCAAGUGACCCUUGGAGCAUGCAAGGCUGUUGCUCAGAAGAUGCCGAGGCUCAAUGUGGAGAUCAUCAGUGAGAGCGACCAGACAGACACUUGCUCUGAUGAUAGGCAAAAGGUAGAGAAGAUGUACUUGUAUCGAACAUUGGUUGGUCCCAGGAAGGAUGCACCAGAUUUCGUCCGGACGUUGUAGAGGACAUGUGUGCAUUUGCUUCCCUCUGCCUCUUGUAACUUUAAUUUGUUCAAAUGAACUGUUAUGUAUUCUUAGUUCAACUAUCAACUUAUUGGAAUGGAGACCAUUCACUUUUCUGAA